CUCGCCAUUGAAUGCCAGGAAGAAAAAAGCAAUUAGGGUUUCCGAUUUUCCUAAACUCUUCAGCAUCAAUGGCUCCGGUGGAAUCUGCUCUCCCCAGCGACGGGAAAGUCUCGGGGCUCGACUCGGAGAAAGCCUACGUGACAUUCCUAGCUGGGGCGGGCGACUAUGUGAAAGGCGUGGUCGGGUUGGCUAAGGGUUUGAGGAAGGUCGAGAGCGCUUACCCUCUCGUCGUGGCGAUCUUGCCGGAUGUCCCGGAGGAGCACCGCCAGAUCUUGAGGGAUCAAGGUUGCAUCGUCAAGGAGAUCGUUCCCAUCUACCCGCCCGAAAACCAGAUUCAGUUCGCCAUGGCCUACUACGUCAUCAACUACUCCAAACUCCGUAUAUGGAAUUUUUUGGAGUACAAGAAGAUGGUGUACCUUGAUGCUGACAUCCAAGUAUACGAAAACAUCGAUCACCUGUUGGAGACACCGGACGGGUAUUUCUACGCGGUGAUGGACUGCUUCUGCGAGAAGACAUGGAGCCACUCGAAACAAUACUCGGUGGGGUAUUGCCAGCAGUGCCCGGAGAGGGUGGCGUGGCCGGGUGAGAUGGGGUCACCUCCUGCGCUCUACUUCAACGCGGGCAUGUUCGUGUUCGAGCCUAGCAAGGCCACCUACGACGACCUCCUCCACACCCUACGCAUAACCCCGCCCACGCCAUUCGCUGAGCAGGAUUUCUUGAACAUGUUCUUUGAGAAAGUGUACAAGCCAAUUCCUCUCAUCUACAACCUCGUUCUAGCGAUGCUUUGGCGCCACCCGGAAAACGUUGAGCUCAACAAAGUCCAAGUUGUUCACUACUGCGCUGCUGGAUCGAAGCCAUGGAGGUACACAGGGGAAGAAGCGAACAUGGAGAGGGAAGAUAUCAAGAUGCUGGUGAAGAAAUGGUGGGACGUGUACAACGAUGAGUCGUUGGAUUUCAAGGCAGUUGCAUCAAGGCCAUCCAUCUUGGCUUCCCUCCCCGAGCCUGCGGUUUCAUACAUACCUGCUCCUUCUGCUGCUUAAUUCACACCAACCAACCCCCACUAUACUAUAUGCAAUAAUGCAAUCUUUAUUACUACUAGUAUUCUCCUUUUCUUUUUAAACAUAUAUAUUCUCUGUUUUUUCUUAGGCUGCUUGGCUUGAUUUUUUUUAUGUGCAACUAAACUCUAUGCUUCUGUUUCUAUUCAUAUGCAGUCAAUAAAUCUUUGCAAUCGCAAUUAUUAUAGUUAAA
This is a messenger RNA of Salvia splendens (bonfire salvia), 1248 nucleotides long. RefSeq names its product galactinol synthase 1. Gene Ontology annotation, molecular function: glycosyltransferase activity. The transcript has 3 exons. The record is from RefSeq and is a predicted model, not a curated record. Lineage: Eukaryota; Viridiplantae; Streptophyta; Magnoliopsida; Lamiales; Lamiaceae. Bases 12 to 1040 code for a protein of 342 amino acids.